This is a messenger RNA of Bactrocera dorsalis (oriental fruit fly), 1227 nucleotides long. RefSeq lists its product as uncharacterized. Bases 360 to 938 code for a protein of 192 amino acids. The record is from RefSeq and is a predicted model, not a curated record. NCBI's taxonomy places the organism in Eukaryota, Metazoa, Arthropoda, Insecta, Diptera, Tephritidae. The transcript is spliced from 5 exons.
UUUGCCAGUUUUCCAAAACGAGCUGCUGCUGCCAAAGCAUCUUCGAUGUUGCAGCCAUACGCUGAAUUUACUUCCUUCCGCCGAUUACGUGAAGAUUUUGAGAAGUGAGCAGGCUUUGUAUAUCCAACAUUCGAUGACAUUCGAAAAAUGCAACGCCUUGUAGAGGAAGUGCAAAUGGCCGAAGUCGGAAAUUAUUGUGGAAUGCUUGGGAUCGACAUUGCUUGUGCCCGUUGUGGAAUCGGUGGAAUUCACUGUUCGACGCAGUAACGAAGUUACUUUGGGCCAAGGACAAGUUGAAUCCUUUGUGCGAAAAACUCAGCUUGUCACAAUUUUCUCCGAGCGAUUUGCAGUAUCUGGAGAUGUACCAGUUUUUGAUGGGGCCUAUUGCUCGUGCCUUGGACUACCUUCAAGGAGAAAAUAACGUGAAUUACGGCUGCUUAAUUCCGACUCUGAUGACCCUCAGCAAUAGAUUAAAUAAGCUGCAAAACAAGCCAGAAAUGCAGCAAGUUUCCUCUGUGGUUGCUAAGUUGGAGCAGCGUUUCAGAGAUCGGUUUGACGUAUUUUUUACUUUAAAACCGGAGGCCAAUAUAGCACUAGCGGCAACUGUACUACCUCCAGAUAUUAAAAUGAGAUGGAUCAAGGUGUUGCAAAGGGUAAAACCGAAGGUGACAGUAGCGGACAAAAGUACCUGGGUUUUAAACACAAUUUGCGAUUUCUAUGCAAAAGACAAUAGUGCUUUCAAUGCACAAAUAUUGAAAAGUAAUGAAUUAUUUGCAAAUAAUAGGCAUUUUGAUUUUGACCUCAACGACACAGAUAACGAAGAAGGAACAAAUGCUACUCCUGAGCCAAGUGCUAGUGAUCGUCGGGCUUUUUUGACCGAUCACUUUUUCUGUUACUUAAAUGACAAUUCAAGAACAGACGACACUUGGCACCAGUAGAGAGGCUAUUUUGCUUUGCGGGGAUAGUGAACAGUCCAAGGCGCCAGUCAAUGUCGGACUUAUCAUUUGAGAAAUUGGUGUUAUUGAAAGCAAAUUCUAAAUGGAGUUAAUGUAUAUUUUUCUUGUUAUUUUGUUAUAAAUGAAUUUUGUUAUUUUUUUGGUGUUACAUUUAGUUAUUAUGUCUUGAUUCAAGACUCUUGAAUAUCUUUAUUUGUUGUACAAAAUUGAAUAAAAAAAUUUAUUAAAAAUUAAAAAAAGCAAAAAGACCAAAGUUGUUUGGGGUUUUGGA